Molecule: messenger RNA, 504 nt
Organism: Trichoplax adhaerens
Lineage: Eukaryota; Metazoa; Placozoa; Uniplacotomia; Trichoplacea; Trichoplacidae
Exons: 4
Coding region: 1-504 (167 amino acids)
Biological process (GO): DNA replication-dependent chromatin assembly
Cellular component (GO): nucleus
Molecular function (GO): histone binding
Source: RefSeq, a predicted model, not a curated record
AUGGCUAAAGUCAAUGUCUGUAAUGUCUUGGUACUGGAUAAUCCAACAAGAUCCAAUAAUCCCUUUCAAUUUGAAAUUACCUUUGAAUGCAUGGAAAAUUUACCUGACGAUCUUGAAUGGAAAUUGAUUUACGUGGGUUCUGCUAGUGAUGAAAAGUACGACCAGUUAUUAGAUUCGGUUUUAGUAGGACCUGUUCCUACCGGAAAGCACAUGUUUGUAUUUCAGGCUGAACCACCUGAUCCACGUAAGCUGCCGAUUGAUGAUGUCGUUGGUGUCACGGUAAUAUUAUUAACAUGUUGCUAUCGCAAUCAUGAAUUUAUUCGCAUUGGUUACUUUGUCAACAAUGAGUAUAUUGAUGAAGAAUUACGCGAGAAUCCUCCUAGUUCUCCCAUUUUCGAUAAGCUGCAACGGAAUAUCCUAGAUACAAAUCCGCGAAUAACAAGAUUCAAAAUCGAUUGGGACGAUAUUACGACCGACAACACAGAAUCUAUGGAAACUUGUUGA